CGGCGUUGCCGGUCCCGUCCCUCCUCCCCGCCGGGGCUGAGGAAGCGGAGGGAGCCGUGGAGUUGCUCUGCAUAUUAAUGAGCCGGGAGCAAGGGCAGCGGGAGCUGUUUUAAAAGAGGACAAGGGGAGGCAAGCGGCAGAGCGCAGGCAGCGCGCAGGCAGAGCGCAGGCAGCGCGCAAAGCGCCAGGGCAGCACCAGCACCGCCGGGAGCCGCUCUCUGCUGUCUCCUCCCUGGUGAAUUCCAGCCCCAGGGACGGGGGAAUCGGGAGGACAAACGCGGAACCAACGAACGCAGGAGAACCCCCGGCGUCUCUUUAGGUACCUGCUGCAGCAUCAUGAGGCUCCUGACAGCAGCGCUGCUUCUGCUGUUCAUUGCGAUGUGCUUGGCCAGCGCAGAAGGCGUGAAGUGCAAAUGCUCAAGGAAAGGUCCUAAAAUAAGAUUCUCUAAUGUAAGGAAGCUGGAAAUAAAACCGAGGUACCCGUUCUGCGUGGAAGAGAUGAUUAUCGUGACUCUGUGGACACGGGUGAGAGGCGAGCAGCAGCACUGCUUAAACCCCAAACGCCAAAACACAGUGAGACUGCUCAAGUGGUACAGAGUAUGGAAAGAGAAAGGCAGGGUUUAUGAAGAAUAAGAGGAAGCAGCAUGAGGAACGGAACAGACUCCCUUGGCUGGCAUAGGACUGGGCUCUGCAGAAGAUGAUUUCUCUCUCACAGACAUAAGACACAAAUUCUAUAUUAUUAUAAAGCACUUUUUACCAAGGGUCAGUUUUUACAUUUUAUAGCCAUGUGCAAAAGGCUCCCAGAUUCCAUACACAUCUCUUGCACUUCAGACUUCCUACCCAUCUGCUCUGUACUGAGAUUGGGGAAACCUCAUGCUUUUCAUGUUAAAGAGGUUGGGUUUGGGGUUGUUGGGUUUUUUUUAUUGUUAUUCAUUCAUACUUCACUAUGAUUGCAAUCGAGCUUUAUAAGCUCAUUAGACAAACAGUAAUGUUUGUAAAGGUGUUCUACAGCCAUGUCCUUCACCUUUUCACAGUGGGAAAGCUUCGGUGCUAUGGUUCUUUGUCAUGUUUGCAGCCUCCAAUUUAGCCAGGCAAAGCAGGGACCAAAGAUGAGUUUGCUGGGGAAGAUGCCACUGGAAUGUCAUGGCUGUAACAGCAGAAGUGAGGUCCCUCAGCCCAUCGUCAAUGAGUGUGAACAUCACUGUGCACCUCUCCAAUGGACCCGAUGUCUUGCUGCAAGGUGAAGCAUACCAGAUCUCCCAUCUAACGUUCCAUACAUUAGAAAGCAGUUCUAGGUCUUUUUUAUUACUAAGAAAAUGUUUAUUUUGUUGUUUUUUUUUUCCCACCUGAAGCUCUUACAGAGUGUUUGUGGCUUCAGUACCAAGACAUUUUAAGCUUCAAGACUAUUGUGUAUGAUUUCCUAGAUUUGUAGCAACAAAAAAAGCCUUUAAAAGGUACCUUUUUAUGAACAAUAAAAUAAGGUCGACGUAUAAAUGCCUAUCUACGUUUUAGUCACAACAUAUUCAUUAUUUUGAAUGUAAUACUUCAAUGUUAAGCAGUGCAUUCCUCUUUUUAAUAUAACAAAACUACCUUCCCAUUUGUAAAUAUACUCUAGGAAGUCUCCCUAUGUUAUCUCGCUGUAUAAUGUACUGUACUGCUAAAUUAUCCUAUGCUAUUUAAAUGGUUGAAAUAUUUAGAAGGUUGCAUGCAGAUUUCAUAUUUCUUUCUAAGACAAAUGGGAAAAAAAAAAGAAAUAAAAAUAUAUUUAAAA
Molecule: messenger RNA, 1771 nt
Organism: Melopsittacus undulatus (budgerigar)
Lineage: Eukaryota; Metazoa; Chordata; Aves; Psittaciformes; Psittaculidae
Gene: CXCL14
Product: C-X-C motif chemokine ligand 14
Exons: 4
Coding region: 337-633 (98 amino acids)
Biological process (GO): immune response
Cellular component (GO): extracellular region
Molecular function (GO): chemokine activity
Source: RefSeq, a predicted model, not a curated record